Messenger RNA from Didymodactylos carnosus, 2673 nucleotides. The record is from the annotation of a GenBank genome assembly. NCBI's taxonomy places the organism in Eukaryota, Metazoa, Rotifera, Eurotatoria, Philodinida, Philodinidae.
AUGAAUAAACAGUCAUUUCUGGAUCAAAUGAUCGUGUUUUUUACUGAUUUAUCGAAGGCCAGGCCUAGUGCCAGUAAUCGACAUAAUGCAUUACUAGAUAGUCGUUAUCAACAAUACAACAAUGAUUUCCUUCAUAAUCAACAGCACCAGUUUAUGCAACGUCAAUACAAUGAUUAUUAUAAUCACCAGCAGUAUUAUCAUCAACCCCAAGUCGAUUAUACAAAUCAGGGUAGAUCGAGCCUUCUCCCACUAUCUGCUGGUCUAUCUAAUCGUACUCAGGCAGCUAAAAUACCUGCGCUAACUACCAUACAAUCUUCGGUACGAACAAUGAAUCAUGGUUUGAUAAACCAGCCGUUUAAUGAUCAACAUCUAGCACGUUUUACUCAACAAAAUUCUAGUCCUAAUGCACCUAAUAGUGCUUCGACGCCAAAAAGACAAAUUGAAAAUGAACAAUACAAGACUAGUGACUUAAUCCAUGAAAAUCUUAUUCAACAUGGUGUCAGAAUUAAUCCUUUUUCCGUUGCUGUAUCCACCGGAAAAUAUGAAUUAAAAUUAGAUGUUAAUAAUAAAGAAGAUUAUUCUACCUUAAUAUUAACGGAUAAAUGGCCAAUUCAUGUUAGUAAUAAAAGAAUUACAGUUCUUAAAUCUAAAUUUGUACCUGAGUGCUUUACAUUAGUUAUUCGGCAUGUACCAAACACUUUUAAUCUGGAGCAAGUUAAAGAAGGAAUAAAACGUUCUAUAAAAUCUGUUGAUCACUUUAAAGAAAUCAUUUAUUCCUACGAACGGCUCACAAGAGAUUACCGUUUUACAGUAACCGAUCUGAGAAAAUAUAACUUGGCAUCACAGCCUGGUCGUAUUGCAGUGGGUAACCGAUUACAACCUAUCACAACAUACAAAGCAGCAAACAAAAUGACAUAUUGCACUAAAUGUUGGGGUUUGGACCAUUUGAGAGAUAUAUGUACAAUACUAACUCAAAGAUGUCGAAUAUGUUUAGAUCCAAGAUGCGAUGUUAUUCGUCGUUAUCGUACGGAUUUAAAUAAAGCUGUUAAUAUGGCUAUUAGUGAAGGUAAAUUACACCGUCGGGAAAUACCACAGCAACAGUUUCAAUCGACAACAUUUCGUUAUAACGGUAAUGAUUUCCCGCAAGUGAUUGAAACUAACAUAAAAGAUGCUCAUUUGAAUAAAAUAGUGAUACAAUCAACUCUGUCAACGAUAUCCAAAAGGAUGAAUAAAGUGAUUAAACCCCUCAUUAAUUUAAUACAAGAGGAACCAGAGAAAGAACGACUUUUAAUGGCUCUGGACGAUUAUUGUAAUGACUUACUAAAACAGCAUAUGAGUGUUACAGAAGAUUUUAUCAGUAUAGAUAGUCGAAUAUUAAUAAAUCAGCAGCAAUCAACGCCUAUCAUAACCACAGUAAAUAACCCCAAUGAUAAUAUUAACAAUGAAGUUGAUGGCGACAGUCAGUUGUUAGACUAUAGGAAAGGUGAAACAGUAGAUUUUGGUACUAGUGAUCAUUGGCCUAUUGCUUAUUCAACAGACGCUAUUAGUUUUCAAGCUCUUGUUGGUUUUCCGCAUGUAAACUGGAAGGAUUAUAAAACAUUAUUAUAUCUAUUACAAGAUUUUUGGUUAGAGCGACAAAAAAGAAGUGUCAUCAGGCGAAUGUUUAAGCCACCGGCUCUGGAUCCAACAGAUCCGCAUGAUAUCGAAAUAGAAAACGAGUAUUUGGAAAUUAUCAAUAAAUUAUCUGUAAAUUGUAACGGAGUUUUACCUACUAGUACAAAUGAAAUAAGUAAACUCAUGAAAAAGUUAAAACCAAAAAAAUCAUCGGGAUUAGACUCAGUCUCAAACUUUAUGAUCAAGCUUCUCCCACCUGCGUACAUUGAAGGUCCAAAUUCGUGUUUUAAUACUUGUUUAAGAGAAUAUAGAUACCCAAACGGUUGGAAAAUAGCCAAGCUCGUUAUAUUAAAUAAAUUAAAAGCACGAAUACCUACAUGUGAUCAGACUCGGCCGAUAUCUCUGUUAGCUACACAUUCAAAAAUUUUUGAGAAGAUCAUGUUAGAAAGAGUGAAAAAUUGGGCAGAUGCAAAUCACAUUAUUCCGGACGAACUGUUUACUGCCUACUCGAUAUUUCAAGGAGUCGAGAAUAAUUUCACUGCUGAUAUUCCCACGUUAGCUAUAUACGUGGAUUAUCAAAAAGUCUAUGACAAUGUAUGGCAUAUGGCUGUUAUUGUAAAACUAUUUCGGUUAGGAAUGCCAUUAGGGCUGUUAAAAAUUAUUUAUUCUUGGUUAAGCGAUAGAAAAGCGUACGUUACCUUAGGCGAAAAGAGAUCUAAAGUUGUUUAUUUAUACAUAGGAUUGUCACAGGGCAGUAGUUUAAGCCCGUUUCUAUUCAUUGUUUUUCAUAGCGAUCUGAUCUCUUGUAUAGGCGCACAUUCAAGACAUGUUUUUGCCGAUGAUCUGAAUGUCUUAAUAACUCCACCGAUAGAUACGAAAUUAAAACCAAUGUUAGAAUAUUUAGAAAAAGAAGGAACAAAAGUGUGUAAUGAGUUAGCGCGCUAUUCCAAACGUUGGGAACAGCCAAUAAAUGUUGCAAAAACAACAAUACAACUUUUUCAUACAGAAGUCACACUACAUCACAUAAAUAUUUUCAUGGAUAAUAAACUAUUAGAAUAA